This is a messenger RNA of Gorilla gorilla gorilla (western lowland gorilla), 1418 nucleotides long. RefSeq names its product mitochondrial translational initiation factor 3 (gene MTIF3). NCBI's taxonomy places the organism in Eukaryota, Metazoa, Chordata, Mammalia, Primates, Hominidae. The coding region runs from base 550 to 1386 and encodes 278 amino acids. Gene Ontology annotation, cellular component: mitochondrion. Gene Ontology annotation, biological process: ribosome disassembly; mitochondrial translational initiation. Gene Ontology annotation, molecular function: ribosome binding; translation initiation factor activity. The transcript has 6 exons. The record is from RefSeq and is a predicted model, not a curated record.
UCCGCUGUACUUGCGUCCGCUAGAGUAUAUCAAUCGCUUGCCCCAGCACAGGUAAUGCUAAAUAUGAGGCGUGCGGAGCAGUGCGCGGACCGGCAUCGGGAGGGCGUGGUCUUAGGGGAUGCCCCUGUGGAGGAGGCACCUGGAAGGUCAGGGCCACCCCGUCCCGCCGGUACCGAGGGCGGAGAGGCUCCGCAGGUCCUGCUGCGGAGUCGGGGGGUUCUGCCGGGCUGUAAAGCCAUUUUCAGCAAGGCCGCUGCACGAACUUCCGAGGGAUGUUAGACCUAGAGUUGGUGCCGGCUCUACUGAGCUUUUCUAGUUCCGUCGCGACGUGCGCGCCCACCUUUGUGCGCACGCACGCACGCAGUACGUCGCUACGUCCCGUCUCUAGCCCGGACGCUCCGCCGGUCGCGUUCUGCAGCUGUCAUUCUUCUCUACAGAAGAGCUUCUCCUCAUCAACUGGGGAUGAUUACAGUUCUUCCUAAAAAAGCCUACUUGAUGUGAAGACAAUGAGGAUGAAGACCUUUAUGGUGAUCCACUUCCACUUAAUAGAUGGCUGCUCUUUUUCUAAAGAGGUUAACACUACAAACUGUAAAGUCUGAAAAUAGUUGCAUUAGAUGUUUUGGUAAACACAUCCUGCAAAAGACAGCACCAGCACAGUCAUCCCCUAUUGCUUCUGCCCCAAGACUCUCCUUCCUAAUUCAUGCAAAAGCCUUUAGUACCGCUGAAGACACCCAGAAUGAAGGAAAAAAGACAAAAAAGAAUAAAACAGCUUUUAGUAACGUUGGAAGAAAAAUUAGUCAGCGAAUUAUUCACUUAUUUGAUGAGAAGGGCAAUGAUUUGGGAAACAUGCACCGAGCAAAUGUGAUUAGACUUAUGGAUGAGCGAGACCUGCGACUGGUUCAAAGGAACACCAGCACAGAACCUGCAGAGUAUCAGCUCAUGACAGGAUUGCAGAUCCUCCAGGAGCGGCAGAGGCUGAGGGAGAUGGAGAAGGCGAACCCCAAAACUGGACCAACCCUGAGAAAGGAACUGAUUUUGUCUUCAAAUAUUGGACAACAUGAUUUGGACACAAAGACUAAACAGAUUCAGCAGUGGAUUAAGAAAAAACACCUAGUCCAGAUUACCAUAAAGAAAGGAAAAAAUGUAGACGUGUCAGAAAAUGAAAUGGAGGAGAUAUUUCAUCAAAUACUCCAGACUAUGCCUGGAAUAGCUACAUUCUCAUCUAGGCCACAAGCUGUUCAAGGAGGAAAAGCUUUAAUGUGUGUUCUUCGUGCUUUGAGCAAAAAUGAGGAGAAGGCAUAUAAAGAAACUCAAGAGACCCAGGAAAGAGACACUUUGAACAAAGACCAUGGAAAUGAUAAGGAAUCAAAUGUUCUGCAUCAGUAAUUUUAAUAAAGAAAAGCAUGCUCUGAGAGAAA